AUGUUCAGCGAGGCCUUGAGAGGCGCGUGUAGCCAAGCCAGCCUCCACUGCGAGCCGACACAAUCUCUCUGUCGCCCCAGACCCUUCCCUCCCGACCCGCCUUCAGAUGGGACCGCGGAGCCUUACUUUCCGCUGAGCGAGCAGUACGUGACGCAGCAGGAAAUCUCCUUCUGCGCCCUCGGCAGCCUGACGAUGGUAAUGAACGCCUUGGGAGUCGAUCCGAGGCGCAGGUGGAGGGAUGAGUCUGGACCUGGCUGGCGGUGGUGGGACGACGAGAUGUUCACCGAGGGCGCGUGCCUGCCGAGCCUUGACGACCUGCGGCGCGAGGGCGCCGGCCUCGCCGAGUUCGCCGUCCUCGCCGCCGCCAACGGUGCUGCCGUCAACUCGCAGCACGCCGAGGCGUCGAGCGAGCGCUCCUUCCGCAAAGCGCUCGCCGCGGCGGCUCGGCUCAGCGACUCCUUUGUGGUCGUCAACUUUGACCGCUCCGCCCUCGGGCAGACCGGCUGCGGCCACUUCUCCCCUGUCGCCGGCUACCACGCGGCGUCCGACUCGGUUUUGGUUUUGGACGUCGCUCGCUUCAAAUACCCGCCGUUCUGGGUGCCGGUGCCGGCGCUGUGGGAGGCGACGCGCUCCUUCGACGCUGACGCCGGCGCGAGCCGCGGUUGGCUUCGGCUGUCCGCGUGGGACGGCACGUCGUGCUCGCGGCUCGGGGCGUCGGAGACGACGUCGGCACGGCUGGGCGUUUGCUAG
This is a messenger RNA of Emiliania huxleyi CCMP1516, 750 nucleotides long. RefSeq lists its product as hypothetical. The transcript has a single exon. Gene Ontology annotation, biological process: response to metal ion; phytochelatin biosynthetic process; detoxification of copper ion. Lineage: Eukaryota; Haptophyta; Isochrysidales; Noelaerhabdaceae. Bases 1 to 750 code for a protein of 249 amino acids. The record is from RefSeq and is a predicted model, not a curated record. Gene Ontology annotation, molecular function: glutathione gamma-glutamylcysteinyltransferase activity; metal ion binding.